AUGUCUACCGAUGGGCAAUAUGUGCCAUUCGAUAGUAAUCCAACUUUGAACUAUCCAGAAAUACAUCGAGAAACUAAAAGAGCAGAAGCUGAAGAGGCGGCAAUUAAGUUGAAUAAGCAAAGAGGACAUUAUCUACCGGCAGCUGAGUGCUAUUCUCAUGCUCAAGCUACACCAAACAAGUCUUCAUCAUAUAAUAAUAAGUUUGAUGUUGCUAAUUCUAUUGAUCAUUCUACUCCUCAAGGGAAACCAUUUCCAAAUCCCAAUUGUGCACCAAGCUCUGAUCAAGAAAUAAUAGGUAUUCAAUUACUUCGAAAAAUUGCUGAAGAUUAUAAUUCAUUAAGAAAUACUAGCGAGCAUAGUACAAAAUUACUUACAGAACAACUAAAAGCUACUCGUCUUGAGUUAGAGAAAGUUCGUGAACAAUAUAACGUUUUAGAAACAAAUCAUGAAAAAUUAAUCGAGGAAAAUAAGAUUAUACCCAGACUGGAAACUGAAAAUGAGAGCCUAAUUAAAGAAAAUAAUGCAUUACAUAAAGUACACCAAGAGUUUUCAGAAACGAUGGAACAAGAAAAAGAAAGCCUAAUUUCUGCCAACAAAAGUUUAGAGGAAAAGUUCGAUAAACAGCUUGAAAUUGCAACAUUAAAGAAAGAAGAACAAUUAAAGACAUUAACAACUGAAAAUCAAUUCCUAAAAAAUCAGCUUGAAGAAAUGAAGAAGAAGAUAAGCCACCUUGAAUUCGGUAAGGAAGGCUUUAUUAAAAAACUUAAUGAAUCCACGAUGUUCAACAUUGACAUAGGUCCUACUAUUCUUGAUUAUUCAUCAUUAAGUUCCUCCUUCACUUUGAAUGAGUUGUUUCAGACAAAACAUCCUGAAAUACUAAGAUUUUAUACUCAAGAAGACGAAAUUAAAAUCACAAAAGCAAGUGAUGAUCUAAAACAAAAAUCAAAACAGAUCGACGAAUUCGAUAAGAAGAAUAAAUCAAUAAGGAAGGUUUUAGAGGAAACAGAAACACAACUGGAAAAGUAUAAAACAGAAAACGAAGAUUUAAAACAGGGUAAAAUUUUCAAAUCAAAAAUAAAAUUAUUAGAAGAUGAUUUAGAAAAGACAGUUGAGACAUUAAAUGAGACAUGUGAGAACAUGGCUUUAGCAAAGGCAGAAACGGAGAAAUGGAAAAUGAAAAUACGAGACAUCCAAGGUGAUGCAGCUGAACGUAUCAAAUACGAUAGAUAUCAAUUAAUGAAACUUGGUAUUACGGAAGACCUAUUUAAGACGUACGGCAUCGAUGAAGUAGAAAUCUUAGAUAAAAUAUCAUUAGAGAAUAUAGUAAAGAGAACGAUGGUUUUAUUGAACAUACCAUUUAAUGAAUUAAAUACGAAAAUAUCUCGAAUUGCUGUAUUUUUGAGAUAUGAAAAACCACUACUCAGAAAAUUCGUCACUGAGUUGCAUAUGGCAACAUUUGGAACAUCAGCAGACUUGAUCUAUAAAGCGAACCGUGCGACUAAACAGUUCAAUACCACUGGUGAUCUGACGCAUAUCGAUCAUCCUCUAAACCGAUGUCUAGAUAAACUUUUAAACCAAUUGAUCUAA
Naumovozyma dairenensis CBS 421 is the source of this 1587-nucleotide messenger RNA. RefSeq names its product Cnm67p (gene CNM67). Bases 1 to 1587 code for a protein of 528 amino acids. The record is from RefSeq and is a predicted model, not a curated record. The transcript has a single exon. Lineage: Eukaryota; Fungi; Ascomycota; Saccharomycetes; Saccharomycetales; Saccharomycetaceae.